Molecule: messenger RNA, 797 nt
Organism: Striga hermonthica
Lineage: Eukaryota; Viridiplantae; Streptophyta; Magnoliopsida; Lamiales; Orobanchaceae
Source: the annotation of a GenBank genome assembly
AACAUCUCCCACGUACAUCUUGCCUUCUCGCCGGGACGCAUGCGCCAGUAAGCGUUCCACCAGAGCCUAGCAUCACCGGUGAGCUGAAGCUGAGCGCAAAUGACGCGAUAUCUCUCAGGGCACUCCAUGACCUCGAAGAUAAACUCCAGGCCCUGAAUCCACUCUAUUUAUCGGCCAUUUAUGGCAACUCGUCAAGAGAUUUGUGUGCUUCAGUAAUCAGUCAGAAUAUCAUCAUUUGUUCAAUAAUUUUGAACUUUCUCAAUGUUCAGAUGCCGCCACGUAGGGAACCCGAUCAUCCAGUUCCUACUCAGGCUACAGUGGUCGGCCAGUUCCGCGACUAUCAUGCCGAAAAGUUCUCAGGGCAGGGAGAUCCUCGCAUAGUUGACGAGUGGAUUCAGGGCCUAGAGUUUAUCUUCGAGGUCAUGGAGUGCCCUGAGAGAUAUCGCGUCAUUUGCGCUCAGCUUCAGCUCACCGGUGAUGUCAGGCUCUGGUGGAAGGCUUACUGGAGCAUGCAUCCCGGAGAGAAGGCGGGAUGUACAUGGGAGAUGCUCAAGGAUUUAAUCCGCGAGAAGUACUACCCCACAUACUACCGAGCAGAGAUGGAGCGUCAGUUUCUAUCGCUCCAGAAGGGUAAUCGUACUGUUGACGAGUACGAGAGGGAAUUCACGAGACUUGCAGCUUUUGUUCCUGAUUUGGUCCGCACGGAGGCCCAGCGAGCACAGCGUUUCAUUGACGAGCUUUACCCAACAGUCCGUCAUAACAUCGUAGGCCACGGGACACAGACGUAUGCACGUGCA